UUUAGUAUAUUCCUUUGAUUCGAGGCGUCCACACGUCGCUAUCACCAAUAUGGUGUCGUAUGUUGGAGUACUUAUUGUGGCUGUUUGUGUUGUUUCUGAGUCUUCAGCGCGGUUGCGAGUCACAUUACUGAACAGAGAUUACAGUUAUGUACGUCCUAACGAAAUCCUUAUCACUCACAUAAAAAGGCUCCUAGAGCGCAUGACAGAAUUACAAGUGACGGUGCCUCCUCGCAUACGUCAUCUAUACGAUUUGCUGAAGAAAGAUUACAAGCAAGGACCCGAGUAUGGGCAGAUGCACCAUGUACUGGAUUUCAACAAAACAUUGCCACCGAGAUAUGACGUUAACAAGUUGAAUAGGAUCUUCACGACACCUGCAAUGCAGAAGUAGUAGGGAGUUUAAGUGAUGCUCGUAUUCGUAAAGAUGUUGUUUUUGCAUUUGUGUGCGAGUAGAGAUAGGGAGGGAUUGGAGAGUGAUUUUUUUUUGUAAGUUUUUAUGUUUGCGAGUAAAAAAAAGGAAGGGCUAUCCCUUCCUUUCUGAGAGAAAUUUUUUUGAUGAGAAGUUUUUGUAAAGAAAAAAGUGAGAAAGUGUAGUUUUAAGUAAAAUUUUGCUGAGAAAAAAAAGAUUUUUGGCGAGAAAACGUAGUUUUUGGUGAGAAACAAUAGUUUUUGGUGAGAAAAUGUUUUUAGUGUUUUAUUUUGCGGGAAAGUAGAUUUUGUUCAAAGAAAUAAUGGCAAAGACCUUUGGAAAAUGAUUUUUUUGGCAAAGGCCAUAUAUGUAUAUAUUAUUAUUAUGGUGAGAUAAAUAAUUUUUUUUAAGCGAGAUUUCAGAUUUAGACUGUAAAAGAUUUCUGUUGACCAAAAAUGUAGUCAGAAAAAGUAUUAUUUGUGAAUAUGAGUAUAAACAGGUACUUAUAUUAAGUACUAUUGGUUGGUGUGAGUAAUUUGGGAAC
Molecule: messenger RNA, 950 nt
Organism: Spodoptera frugiperda (fall armyworm)
Lineage: Eukaryota; Metazoa; Arthropoda; Insecta; Lepidoptera; Noctuidae
Exons: 3
Coding region: 50-388 (112 amino acids)
Source: RefSeq, a predicted model, not a curated record